AUGCCCACGAUUGGCAUACGGAAAGCCGUCAUCGAGAAACACUUGGGGCAUCCGAUAAACGUUGUUUCAGCUGAAGAGGAAUUUGAUGAAUUAUGUUUUGAUUACGGCUUGGAGUUAGAUGAAGUGACGAGCGAAAAAUGUGCCGUGGAAAAAGAAAAAGGUGAAAAGGCUGCUGAAGGCCUAUGUGAAGAAGAAGUUUAUAAAAUUGAGCUGCCUGCGAAUAGAUAUGAUCUGUUGUCAAUAGAAGGUUUAGCAAGAGCUUUGAAAAUCUUUCACUCACGAAUUGAACAACCUAAUUACAAGGUUCUUCCAGUUGAAAAAAGGGAGAGGAUAGUAGUACUCCCGGAAGUCGCGAGUGUAAGGCCUGUAAUUGUUGCAGCUCUCUUGCGCAAUAUAACUCUAGAUUCUGAUUCGUAUGCUUCAUUUAUUGAUCUGCAAGAUAAGCUGCAUCAAAAUAUAUGCAGAAAACGUACUUUAGUUGCUAUUGGAACUCACGACUACGACAGCAUUCAAGGGCCGUUCACGUAUGGUGCAGAAAGGCCUUCAGAGAUACGAUUUAGACCCUUAAACCAAACACAAGAAUAUACUGCUGAUGAACUCAUGAGAAUAUAUUCGGUCGACAGCCAUUUGAAGCCAUAUUUGCCUAUUAUUGCUGACAAAGAGCGUUACCCCGUGAUUAGGGACAAAAAUGGCAUUGUUUGUUCAUUACCUCCUAUAAUUAAUGGCAUGUUUUAUAUGGUUCUUUUCAGCGAACACUCUAAAAUUCGGAUGGAUACAAAAAAUAUAUUCAUUGAAUGUACUGCAACUGAUUUACAGAAGGCUAUCAUUGUUCUUGACACUAUUGUUGCACUAUUUUCGCAAUACUCCAAGCAGCAGUUUACAGUUGAACCUGUUGAUGUUCAGCAGAUUGAUGGGACUGUAGUUUCAUACCCGAAGCUGGAAUAUCGUACUGAGCAUGUAAGCGUUAAAAAUAUAAAUACUAAAAUUGGCUUAGAAUUAAAAGGGAACGAAAUGGCUAAACUUCUUUCACGAAUGUCCUUGUCUACAAAGGUUUUGGAUGAAGAUACUUUAGAGGUUACAAUUCCUCCCACUCGUCAUGAUGUUCUUCAUGAAUGUGACAUAGCAGAAGACGUUGGGAUUGCAUUUGGUUAUAAUAAUAUUCAGCAGAAGCUUCCUGAAAUACAAACUGUAGCUGAACCAUAUUGUUUAAAUAAACUUUCGGAUUUAUUACGGGAAGAGAUGGCUUUUGCUGGAUGGACAGAGACAUUAAAUUUUGCGCUGUGCAGCAGUGCCGAUAUUUCAACAAAGAUCAAGAGGGAAAAUGGACUGCUUGACGCUGUAAAAAUAUCAAAUCCGAAAACUUCUGAAUUCCAGGUUGCGCGAACAACUCUGCUUCCUGGGUUGUUAAGGACUCUUGCGUGUAACAGGGAUAUGCCCCUACCUCUUCGCCUUUUUGAGCUUCAGGAUGUUGUCAUUAAAGACUUACGUGCAGAAACAGGGGCACGUAAUGAACGACAUCUGGCUGCUGUUUAUUGUGGCAAAACUGCAGGUUUUGAAAUAAUUCAUGGCUGUUUCGAUCGUUUAAUGCAGGUGGUUGAUAUAAAGUGGUCUGCCGAUAAUUCUGGCUAUCACAUUAAGGAAUAUGAUGACCCUACCUUCUUCGAUGGCCGAUGUGCCAGAGUUGUUGGUCCAGGAGGAUUUGAGUUUGGUACUUUUGGAGUUAUACAUCCCGAAGUUCUUGCUGCAUUUGGUCUUACAUUACCAGUCUCGGCUAUUGAAAUAACUGUAGAGCAGGCAAUGUAUGCGGACACUUUGCUGAUUAUUUUUAUUGCGGUAUGUACAGCGCUGCUGGGAGAACUUUUAACUUAUGUACUUGUUUAUCGAAGUGAUCAGUAUAAGCGGCUUAAGAGUGAAAUGGAACGGAAAACUAAGAAGUUGGAGCGGAAGAAAGAGAUGACAACUGAGGCGGACAGAAUGAAGAAGAAGAAAAUCGAACGGGAAGAGGAACGUCUAAAAGCUACUAAUCGCGAUAUGAGUAUGUUUAAAAUGAAAAGCAUGUUUGCGAUUGGAUUUGCAUUUACUGCAUUAUUGUCUACAUUUUCUUCAAUUUUUGAUGGGAGGACAGUGGCCAAACUUCCAUUUACGCCAAUAUCGUUUAUCCAGGGGCUUUCCCACCGGAAUCUGGUUGGUGAAGAUUACACUGAUUGUUCGUUCAUAUUCUUAUACAUUUUAUGUACUAUGACAAUUAGACAGAACUUGCAAAAGCUACUGGGCUUUGCACCGUCACGUGCAAUGAACCGACAAGUACCACCGUCUUUCUUCAGCACUCCAUCCUCUGGAUUAUCCAACAACUUUUCGUAUUUGCGCUGA
Molecule: messenger RNA, 2370 nt
Organism: Enterobius vermicularis (human pinworm)
Lineage: Eukaryota; Metazoa; Nematoda; Chromadorea; Rhabditida; Oxyuridae
Source: the annotation of a GenBank genome assembly